Messenger RNA from Mucor mucedo, 843 nucleotides. RefSeq lists its product as uncharacterized. The annotation marks the transcript as partial. The record is from RefSeq and is a predicted model, not a curated record. Gene Ontology annotation, biological process: protein deubiquitination. Gene Ontology annotation, molecular function: cysteine-type deubiquitinase activity. The transcript has 5 exons. NCBI's taxonomy places the organism in Eukaryota, Fungi, Mucoromycota, Mucoromycetes, Mucorales, Mucoraceae.
UUUGUAGAGGACGAUCAAUCUUUUGAACACCACGUCGAUUGUAUGUCUCGCAACGCCACCUAUGGUGGUAAUAUGGAACUAGCUGCCUUUGCAAAAAUGCAGCAAGUCAAUAUCAAAGUCUACCAACCUGGUCUAAUAUACAUUAUUCACGGUAAAGAGGAACAGGAAGACGACACACAAGUGUUACAUAUCGCAUAUCAUAGCUGGGAACAUUAUAGCUCCGUACGGAAUAUCGAUGGUCCUUACACUGGUCCACCCGACAUUCAAAUCAAAAUCGCAGAAGACAACCCACAAGAAGAAAUAGAACUCACCUCACAAGAAAAAAUUGUUUUAAAUGCUUGUCCUGACACAAACUUGCAAACCAUUAGACAAUUUCUCAAAAAACACAAGGGGAUCCCAGACGAUGCUAUCAAUGCCAUUUAUGAAUCUCAGUUAGAGGAGGCCGUAGAGACACACGAUGAAGCAUCGGAUAAACCAUCCGAUACGGAUGAUACGACCCAUGAGACCCGACAAGAAGACCUCAAUAUGCAUGAACAAGAUCUACUUGACCAAUUCCCAAAUCUGCCUCCAGAAACCAUCCAAACCGUCUGGAAAAAGCACGGGAAUUCCAUGGACGCCAUCAAAGAGCUCCAAGGGAUCGUUCUUCCCAAACCAAAGAAACAAAAGAUACUUUCAUCACGCGAACGUAAAGAACUUGCCAAAAAGAAACGAAAGGAAGAAGCUAUGCUUAAAAAACGUGCCAAAGCACAACGUCAACAAAGCUAUAAAGAACAAGAUAGGCCGGACUCGGCCAAUGAUGAUAUCACGAAAAUCAUCAAAACCAUGAAAGAAAUUGACAUUUAA